This is a messenger RNA of Clupea harengus (Atlantic herring), 862 nucleotides long. RefSeq lists its product as uncharacterized. The record is from RefSeq and is a predicted model, not a curated record. Gene Ontology annotation, molecular function: DNA binding; protein dimerization activity. Gene Ontology annotation, biological process: regulation of DNA-templated transcription. Lineage: Eukaryota; Metazoa; Chordata; Actinopteri; Clupeiformes; Clupeidae.
ACACACACACACACACAGUUCAGGUCUACAGUUAGUCGUGUCCCAGACUCUCGGCACACUGCGCCUUCAAAGACAAAAGAGCGAGGAUGACAAAAGAGCGAGCAGUGAUUGGCCGACAGCAGCGGCAGAUGGGAUUCAAAUGCUAAUGAGCUACAACAAACCCCUCCGGUGUCCCACGCGAGCCAGCUGCCUGCACUCACUACAGCCAGUCCCAAGCGAACACACACACACGCACACGCACACUCCCUCUCUCUUUCUCUCCAAGGUGAGCGGAACUGACUGGCGCGAGCCAUUCGCAGCUAUGGGACCGUCAGCUCGUGGUCCGGGAUUCGCAGACGAUGACAGCUAUGGCACCAAGAACAACAGAAAGACGCGGAAGCCUCUGGUGGAGAAAAGAAGACGCGCGCGCAUCAACGAGAGUUUGCAGGAGCUUCGGAUGCUGCUCGCGGACAGUGAGUUAUCAGCGAAGAUGGAGAACGCGGAUGUUCUUGAGAUGACAGUGAAACGGGUGGAACAAAUUGUGCAGGAUCACACCCAAGCGGGUGAGGCCGAGCCCCGAGAGGAGAGCGAACGCUUCGCCGCCGGGUACAUCCAGGGCGUGCACCAGGUCCACACCUUCCUGUCCGCCGCCGGGCCCGGCCUGGACGGCGCCGUGGCAACCGACCUGCUCAGCCACCUGCUGGAGUGCAUGCCGCUCAGCCGGGAGGAGCUCGCCGACGCCACGCUACACCAGGAGGAGCAGGAGGAGCUCGCCGACUCGCUCUUGGACAGCAUGCUACACCAGGAGGAGCAGGAGGAGCAGGAGCAGGAGCAGGAGCAGGUGACCGGUGGAACUAGCGCCUCAAUUUUAAAGACGCGCUGA